AUGGCGGGUUGGGUUAAGCAAACGGAGGCCACUGGUUGGUUGUGCGGUUGUCUGUACAGGGAGUUGUACGGCCGCACCUCCCAAUCCUGGGGUGUAACUGAGGAAUCACAGCUUUGGCUGAAACUUAAUGAAAACCUGAAAUCCCUAGAGGAAACUCAACAAGUUGAAAUAGGAUCUUCAACUUAUUCUUUUAAGACAAAUUCAGGAUAUCGGUUGUCGUCGGCACCGGCAAUUUCAGCAAUGGUUAGUUUCCUUUCUUCCCCACCUGAAAACAUUGAAAACGACGACAGACUUCAGCCGUUUUUGGCAUCCAGCAUCAUUUCAUUCAGCGGCGCCAUUGCGAAAAAGACCGAAUGCAUUGUAUUGAAGGAUAUUGUAGAAGCGAUAAUUUGGAUAAAAGAUAAAAAGAAGAAAAAAAUUCAAUUUAAUUUACUCCCUAAUAACGCAGACCCUCAAGAGACUAAUCUUACACUUGCAAUGGCAGUUGCGUUUGGAGCUGAUGUCAUCAAUUUCGGAAGAUUGGACGACCUAUCGACGCAGAGCAAAUUAUCUGAAUGGAUCUCUACUGUCUACACCUCUGAACCCUAA
Molecule: messenger RNA, 588 nt
Organism: Rodentolepis nana
Lineage: Eukaryota; Metazoa; Platyhelminthes; Cestoda; Cyclophyllidea; Hymenolepididae
Source: the annotation of a GenBank genome assembly